Messenger RNA from Cannabis sativa, 1411 nucleotides. RefSeq names its product autophagy protein 5. Gene Ontology annotation, cellular component: phagophore assembly site membrane; Atg12-Atg5-Atg16 complex; cytoplasm. The record is from RefSeq and is a predicted model, not a curated record. Lineage: Eukaryota; Viridiplantae; Streptophyta; Magnoliopsida; Rosales; Cannabaceae. The transcript is spliced from 8 exons. Gene Ontology annotation, biological process: autophagosome assembly; cellular response to nitrogen starvation; autophagy of mitochondrion. Bases 171 to 1265 code for a protein of 364 amino acids.
AAAAUUGGCUCCUUUGGCUCGGAGUCUGUGUUUGCUUCUUCCCAUUAAUUUUGUCGUUCCAAAACCAAAACCAAAUUCAAUUCAACUGUGCUCAUCACCACCUCUACGAGAGAGAGAGAGAGUAAAAGUGUGUGUGUUUGUGUGAAUGAUCUGUGGGAGUAAGAGGGAGGAUGACUAAUUGGGAAGCAAGAAAGUUUGUUUGGCAAGGAGCGAUCCCACUUCAGAUUCAUCUUCACGAAUCCGAAGUCACCACUGUUCCUUCUCCUCCUCCAGCCCUAAUUUUGGCUCCUCGGCUAGGAUACCUUCCUUUGUUGGCUUCUCAAAUUAAACCCCACUUCAGUAGUACACUUCCUCCUGGUGUUGACACCAUUUGGUUUGAAUACAGAGGAUUGCCACUGAAAUGGUAUGUACCAACAGGGGUUCUAUUUGAUCUUCUGUGUGCAGAACCAGAGAGACCUUGGAAUUUGACGGUGCAUUUUAGAGGGUAUCCAGGAACUAUAUUAUUACCCUGUGAAGGUGAAGAUAGUAUAAAGUGGAACUUUAUUAACUCACUGAAGGAGGCAGCAUAUAUAAUUAAUGGAAACUGCAAGAAUGUAAUGAACAUGUCUCAAGCUGAUCAAGUGGAACUCUGGCGUUCUGUUUUGAAUGGUAAUUUGGAAGUCUUUGUACGUGUGUCAUCCAAACUUAAGCUUGGAAUUGUUUCAGAUGAAUACACUGUGACAUCAAAUUCACUAGGAUCAGGACUAUGUGUCGAUGAAACUGAUCAUGCUGGACGGGAUAAGGCAGGCCGAGUUCCAAUUCGUCUGUAUGUUUGGAGUGUUAGUGAAGAUGUUAAUGAUUUAGAAGACGCACCGCCUAUUGAUACUUGGGACAAAAUCGCUUAUAUAAAUCAACCUGUCAACUGUCAAGAGGGUAAAUGUCUCACCUUACAUGAUGCUGUGAAAAGCCUUCUGCCAGAGUAUUUCCCAGAAAAUUCUUUGGCGGAUGAAGAAUCGUCAAAACAGAAAGGCGAAGAAGAAGAGGAGACACAAACUUCAGUAGAAGAUGAUGCAAGCAUGGCUAAAGAUGUAGGUGAGGUUUUAUGCAAACCUACAAAAUCUUGCAACAUAUCUGAUGAUAAUGUUGAAAUUAAGCUCAUUCGAAUUCAAGGUAUUGAACCGAAACCAGAGAUACCCUUCUCUUGGGUCGCCAACAGCUUGAUGAAUCCUGAUUAUUUUCUUCACAUCUGUGUCUGCUUGAAAGUUCCAAGGUUAAAGAUUCAGUAAUAUUCGCACGUGAAAAUGGCCAUUACAUCUGCAUGAAAAUGUAUAGAAAUGUUUCUUCUUUUAACCUGUAAAUAUGGUCUUCAUUCAUUGUGAUUUCUGUUUAUCAUUCUUUUUUCUAAUACAAGACUCAGCUUCAUGCACAGCAA